This is a messenger RNA of Cotesia congregata, 594 nucleotides long. The record is from the annotation of a GenBank genome assembly. Lineage: Eukaryota; Metazoa; Arthropoda; Insecta; Hymenoptera; Braconidae.
AUGAUGUCGAGGUGGAACGUUUAUGUGCUACCUAAAGAAUCUUGGGUAUUUUCAACAUACUGCCACUCAAAGUGUUUUGAUCGUAAUCCUGAUGAUCUUAGUUACCUCAGUGUCCGCCGUGAGUGGUAUAGAAGGUGUUUAUCAGACGUCCAACCAUCAGAUCAUAAAGGUACGCCAUUGUACCACCCGGCUAGCGCUGACACAAGCGAUAUUAGAUUAUAUGAGCUGCUUCACAUAAAAAAACCUAACGUUCCAUACGACAAAGUGGAAACGAGUUACUAUAAUGCUUUGUCGUACUCUACAUGUCCUGAUCCUAGUUGUCCUCCUGAACUGGAACCUGACUCCGUGGGUCGACUACAGAAGAGUUUGGUUGCAGUGACGGAUUUGUUUAAAAUAUUCAGCGAUUCUUGCUCAUAUGGUGAGUUAUUAGUGCUUGAUGAAUAUAGUUACGCAAGGUCAGUAUAUUAUCGCACUUGCCGACUGACGCAAGGCUAUUACCGUAGGUCAAAAUCAAGGUUAAAUCUGCAAGUGAGUUAUAAAUGUGCGUCGCUUAUACAAUGUGUGUUUUAUACAGUUGAUUUACUAAAUAGGUAA